This is a messenger RNA of Cyprinus carpio (common carp), 2180 nucleotides long. Its product is annotated as dopamine receptor D4. Lineage: Eukaryota; Metazoa; Chordata; Actinopteri; Cypriniformes; Cyprinidae. Gene Ontology annotation, cellular component: plasma membrane. The record is from RefSeq and is a predicted model, not a curated record. Gene Ontology annotation, biological process: adenylate cyclase-inhibiting dopamine receptor signaling pathway; adenylate cyclase-activating adrenergic receptor signaling pathway. Gene Ontology annotation, molecular function: dopamine neurotransmitter receptor activity, coupled via Gi/Go; G protein-coupled receptor activity.
GAUGUAAAUGCAGACGUCAAAUAGACGUCUACGCGAUGUACGUGCGCUAUCAGGGUAAAAAUGAAUAUAAGCGAUUUAAUACAGCAGCUUACGUUAAAAAUACGCAAGAUUUAAACCUGCACCUUCAGCCAGUCGUGGAAAAUGUCACACCCCCCGUCGACAGGACGAGAUUAUCAGGAUUGUUCGUCGAAACUAAACGUUGAGGCUGACACGUCUCUGGCUUUAUCCAGCCACAUUCACACUAACUUUAACAAGUGAUGCUAUUAUAAACACAAGCGUUUUCUACAACCUCAGGGUAAUAUAAUGAAACGCCUCAGAUACUAACAGCGCCCCAGUAACGCGUCGCUAAGCCGCUUUUAAGGCUCUGGAUGGAAAUAAGCGCUCGAAGAUGCGCGCGCUGCGAACCUGACGGAAAACUUUCGCGUCGAAAAGCGAAGAAUGAAGCGCGAUGAUCUUAGAGCUUAGGACAGAAAAUAACAGCACGCAGCUCCAAAGCGGAACUUUCUGAGUUUCGAGAAACGCGCAAAUCAUGGCAAAGAAGAAACGGGUUUUAUCGGUCAGUUUUCUCAAGGGAUGCCCAGAUGACAGGUUAUUAUAGAGGCAGACAUGCCGGCCAACCUCACCGCCUCCAGCCACAGCACCAACUACAACUUCCCAGCGCUCAUCUUCGGGAUAUUAUUGAUCGUUAUCAUCAUCUGCGGGAACGUGCUGGUGUGCCUGAGCGUUUACACGGAGAAAGCGCUGAAAACCACCACGAACUACUUCAUAGUGAGCUUGGCUGUUGCUGAUCUGUUGUUGGCUGUUCUGGUCUUACCGCUGUUCGUGUAUGCAGAGUUCCAGGAUGGGGUUUGGUCCCUCAAUAUGACCCUAUGUGAUGGACUGAUGACCAUGGAUGUCAUGCUCUGCACCGCCUCUAUAUUUAACCUCUGUGCCAUCAGCAUAGACAGGUUCAUCGCAGUCUCCAUCCCUCUUAAUUACAACCGCAAACACGUGGAUCAGCGACAGAUUGUCCUGCUUUCAGCCACAUGGAUCCUGGCCUCGGCUGUGGCCUCCCCCGUGAUGUUCGGAAUCAACAACGUCCCCAACCGGGACCACAGCGAAUGCAAGCUGGAGGACAACAACUACGUGGUGUAUUCCUCCGUCUGUUCGUUUUUCGUGCCGUGCCCCAUCAUGCUCUUGCUGUACUGCGGGAUGUUCCGGGGCCUGAGGAACUGGGAGGAGGCGCGGAAGGCCAAGCUGAGGAGCAGCAUGCAGGCCUGCAGAAAGCUUCAGGAGGCUGCCGCGUCCCUGCAGCCGCUGUCCGGCCUGCCGCCCCCUCUGCCACCCGUGAUCAAGAAAGAUCUGACUGACAUUACCUUAGAGGAGCUGGAGCAGGACCCUGACAGCCCGGAGCCCGUGUGCAUGCUCGCCUACCCCGGUGGGACCUACCAUGAACAUCGAAACCAGAACCGGCAAAGGAAGAGGGCGAAAAUAAAUGGGAGGGAGAGGAAAGCAAUGAGGGUGCUUCCUGUUGUAGUAGGUGCCUUCCUGUUCUGCUGGACGCCAUUCUUCGUAGUGCACACGAUGAGGGCUCUCUGUGAAGACUGCUACAUCCCCAGCAGCGUCACUAGCAUCGUGACCUGGUUGGGCUACGUCAACAGCGCCCUCAACCCCGUCAUCUACACCGUCUUCAACACAGAGUUCAGGAAGUUCUUCCGGAAGUUCCUGCCAACUCUGCCCAACUGCUGCUAACCGGAACAUGCUCUUUGCUAACAGUUUACGAACAAAACAUACCCAAAAGUAUAAAUAAACCAGACAAAUAAUGCUUACAUGUAAAUACAGCAUGAAACAAAAAUGAAAGUAUGGAUAUAAUGCACUGUUUGCUGCCUUUACUUUUUUACUUCAUGGUUUAAUUUCGUAUGUUUACAUUUUGAGAGCUGACGUCAAACGGCCUCAUUCAUGAAAAGCAAGCAGAACAAAUGUGCAUAAAACGUUCGUAAAAUCAUUCUUAUGUAAACUGUCGUUUCAUAAUUUCCAUGUAAAUAGUUCAUAAAACUAAUGCUACAUAAACUGAUACAAUCAUACAACACAUGCAUGUAAUUUAAAUGCAUGUACUGUAAAUUGUUCGUAAAAAUCUGGUCGUGGACCAAACUCCUGUACGAUGAUUACACACGAGAACGGUGAAGAAACAUGAAGUAAUG